UGGAUUUUCCAAUAUGGCAGAUUGUGUUGAACGGCACUAUGGUUCGUGUUGUUAGAAGAGCGUCAUGCCGUGUGCACGCCUGUUUGUAGUGUGUAUCCGACGUAUGGCACAUCUGUAAACAUUCUCAAGAAUGGCUACGAGGGAACCAAAGGCCAUCAGCAGUCUUUCCCCUGAGUCUACGAAAGUUAUUGCCGAGUCUGUCGGCAUUUCGAAUCUGCCGGAUGAAGCGGCGAAAGAACUUGCGGACGAGAUCACUUACAGACUCAAAUUGAUAGCACAGGAUGCAAGUAAAUUUAUGGGCCAUGCAAAGAGACGAAAACUAUCAACUAUGGAUUUUGAUAACGCAUUAAGAAUGAAAAAUAUUGAGCCUCUUUAUGGCUUUCACUGCCCCGACUACAUCCCGUUCCGUUAUGCAAGUGGAGGUGGCCGGGAACUCUGCUUUAUCGAGGAGAAAGAGCUAGAGCUUAAUGAUGUCAUUAGUUCACAACUUCCCAAGCUUCCUCUCGAUAUCUCGUUAAGAGCUCACUGGCUUAGCAUAGAAGGCAUUCAACCAACCGUACCUGAAAAUCCACCACCAGUCUCCAAAGAUCUCCAGAGGAUAGAAAGCAUAGACCCGGUGACAAAGCUUAAUAAAGCUAUCCUACCUGGAAACAAGGUGCCAGGUCUUCCAGUGAAGCAGGAACGCACAAAGCAUGUUGAAACAGUCAAAGUAAAGCAGCUUGCCACCCACGAGCUGUCUGUGGAGCAACAACUGUAUUACAAAGAAAUCACGGAAGCAUGUGUUGGAUCCGACGAUUCUAGGCGCGCAGAAGCGCUCCAGAGUUUGGCCUCCGACCCAGGACUGCAUCAGAUGUUACCACGACUGUGCACUUUCAUUUCGGAAGGGGUGAAAGUGAAUGUCGUACAAAAUAACCUUGCCUUCCUAAUUUACCUCAUUCGGAUGGUGAAGGCUCUCCUCGACAACCAGACGCUGUACCUCGAGAAAUACCUGCAUGAACUGAUUCCUUCAGUAGCCACAUGCAUUGUGAGCAGGCAGCUGUGCACCAGACCUGACGUGGAUAACCACUGGGCACUCAGGGACUUUGCUUCCCGUCUUAUGGCACAAAUCUGCAAGAACUUUAACACAAGCACCAACAACGUACAGACACGGGUGACACGGAUGUUUAGUCGUGCCCUGCAGAAUGAUAAGAUGCCUCUGGCGUCGCAUUACGGAGCAGUGUCUGGUCUCAACGAGCUGGGGCCAGAAGUGGUCCGUGCCUUUGUAUUGCCACGCGUGAGGCAAUUGGGAGAAAAGGUGCGCCAAUGCCUGGAAGAACCCGGGGUGUCUCCAGUCGACAAAAAGGCAGCCGAGCACAUCAAGCAGCUGGCAGUGAGAGUGGUGGCUCCGGUGCUGAAGGCGACCAAGUCCCCACCGGACAUCCUGGACGACUACAAGGUCGAGUACGGCUACUUGGGCCCCCUGCUCCAUUCGCAGGUCGUACGGGCGCGGAUGCAACCCGCCACCACUACCUCGGUUGCGCGCAACACGCUCACUGUAUCCCAGCCUACUCGACUUCUACAAGCAACACCUCGUACGCCUACUUUGGUCCAGGCACCGCGGUUGCCAGCUGCUAGUCUCGGUGGUGGACCUCAGAAGUACGUGAUAGUGACCUCCAACCCGUCCCGCCCACCUGCUCCGCCGAGCCCCCUGGUGGUGCCACCCAACAGCAGUGUGGGUGCUACGCCCACCCUCGUCAAAAUAGUGACAGCUGCGCCGACACAGUCUACCCUUCCGUCCAAGGGCAUGGCAACAAGUGCUCCGCUUACAAAAGUGGUAGUGGUGACAAUGGCACAGCCUUCUUCAGUUGCCAUGAAGAGCGUUUUUUCACCGUCUACUUCAAUAGCACAGCCUGCCAUGCUGGAUGGCAUAGCAAACCCGGACAUUACGGUGAAGGAAGAGCCAGAGGACAUGGAGCAGUCGUGAAGUGGAGUGAGGGAGGGAGGGAGAAAUGACAUAUUGGAGGUGGCUACCAUGUUAUUGUUGGAGUGUAUUCAUACGUUUGUGUUCAUUCUGCUGGCUAUCAUAUCUGUUUGUGCAGAAGGAGACUGUGUUCAUCGCAAAAACUUUGCAAUCAUCUGGAGAUCUUCCAAUGCUGUUACCUACAACACAGCCAAUUUUGUUUCUGGUGAUGUUUAUAAAAUACCUGCAAUGCGUAGAAGUUUACAUUUGA
Molecule: messenger RNA, 2210 nt
Organism: Ornithodoros turicata
Lineage: Eukaryota; Metazoa; Arthropoda; Arachnida; Ixodida; Argasidae
Product: transcription initiation factor TFIID subunit 6-like
Exons: 12
Coding region: 131-1963 (610 amino acids)
Biological process (GO): transcription initiation at RNA polymerase II promoter; RNA polymerase II preinitiation complex assembly
Cellular component (GO): SLIK (SAGA-like) complex; SAGA complex; transcription factor TFIID complex
Molecular function (GO): RNA polymerase II general transcription initiation factor activity; protein heterodimerization activity; transcription coactivator activity
Source: RefSeq, a predicted model, not a curated record